AUGCGGGUUGGGGAUGCCGGAUCGUGCGGUGGGAGGGUUGCUGCAGCGCCUUGGCUUCAGCGCCCUAGGAGUAGGACCAAGAUACCUCUGUUGAACGAGGAGAGGAAAAACCGCUUUCGUCUCUUUCUCGUUAUGAUGGACCUCGCGAAGAGGGCCGAGGACGCUGGGGUCGCCAUCGUCGUGGACAUGGGGCUGAAUCACCGACUUACCUUGGCCUUCGACGCGCAAUUCGAGGACAAGAAGAUGUUUCUGGUUCUCGACGACGCCUCAUACCACCACUGCUUUGACGAGGGACUCAAGGUGCCCGAAAGCAACAGUAUGAAGUACGACGGUUGCGAGUCGUUCAAGGAGGCGUGUGAGUCCGCGGGUAAGGCUUUUGAGUAUAACGUUGAGGUCCGGGCGGAGGGGUCGUUACCCAACGCGAUCGGCAGGAACGGCGUCAGCAUACAAGAAAUAGCGUCCGUCACUCGGAGGUUAUUCAAAAAGCGCUUCCCAGAGAAGCUCGACGAAAAGGCGGAGACAUACAUGAGGGAGAAGGGGUGGCGUACAGAGACGGAAUGGGACGGGCAGGAGGGAGGGUGGAAGGCCGCCAUUAGUGGAAUGUUGGUGGAACAUGCCAUUGGCAAGAUGAACGAGUGGAUCAACCUUUAUGGUGGAAACCUGAGCUGCACGAUCGGUAGCCUCGUGUAUCCGGUGGCAGAGUACCUCAAGGCUAUUGCCGAGGAUGAGAAAGAGGAUGGGGUAGAGGAGCCGGCGGAUGAUGAGUGGCUGGGUACGAACGCGGAACAUGUCAUUGAGGGCUGA
Messenger RNA from Ectocarpus sp. CCAP 1310/34, 804 nucleotides. The record is from the annotation of a GenBank genome assembly. NCBI's taxonomy places the organism in Eukaryota, Phaeophyceae, Ectocarpales, Ectocarpaceae.